UUGUGACAAACGCGUCGCCGCUGCCGUUGGAGACUCCAUGGACCAUGAUCCAGCAGACCCAGGCGUCCAGCGCAAUCGAAGAUCCUUCACACACACACACAUACAAUGGCGGAUACACCGGCCACCGAUAGGGCAGAGAAACGACGCCGCCGGCAGGGCGCAAAGGCUCUCAAUCCCGCAGCCGCGCCAACGCCGGCAGACGCCCCAGAACCCGCCGCAAGGCGAAACGGCUGGCCCGUUCCGAACCCUUUCUCAGUUCUUUUCUUCGUUUUUCUCGUCUCCUAUCUUGUUUGGAAGAUAAAGAAGGAGUACGCAGAAGACGACAUCUUCAGAACGACGCAAUCGACAUCGGCGGAAGCCGCCCCGUCAGCGGCUGUCACGACGCCAGGCGCUCCCAUUCUGACCGACCGUAUCGUCGCAAUCGGAGAUCUGCACGGCGACUACCCAAACGCACUCUCCGUCUUUCAAAUGGCGGGUCUAGCAGACACAGAUGGGAACUGGGUAGGCAACAAAUCCAUCCUCGUGCAGACGGGUGACAUCGUCGAUCGCGGGCCGGACACGAUGAAGUUGUACGUCUUCAUCCGCCGACUGACGAAGCAGGCCGCUGAGGCUGGCGGGAGGGUCGUGCCGCUGUUGGGGAACCAUGAGGUGAUGAAUAUGAUGGAGGAUUUCAGAUAUGUAGCGAACGAGGACGUGGAGAGCUUUGGAGGCAUGCCUCAGAGGAAAGAGGCGUGGAGCAAGGAUGGAUGGCUGGGGAGGUAUUUGCGGACGUGGGAUAUCACAGCUAUCGUCAACGGGACAGUGUUCCUUCACGGCGGUCUCCAUCCCACAUGGGCCGCACAAGGGAUUGACGCCCUCAACAAAGCCGCCCGAACAGCUCUUACCACUAGAACCCCACAUGAGCUCUGGGGCGUGAAGCUAUUUCAAGGCGACGGGCCGCUUUGGUACCGCGGGUACGCUAACGACGAUGAGAAGGUGGUCUGCGACACGCUUGAUACCGCUUUGGGCAUGGUCAAUGCCACGCGGAUGGUCAUCGGCCACACACCACAACUAACAGGGGAGAUCCUUUCACGGUGUAACAACAAGGUCCACGUUGUCGAUGUUGGGAUCUCGAGCGUGUAUGGAGGAAACAAGGCGGCGCUGGAGAUCUCCGGCAAUCGUGUGGUUGCGAUCUAUCCCGGAAAGCGGGUCCUGAUUACUGAUGAGGAAUGAGCGGGAUUGAAAGAAUUUGAAGGGCGAUUUCUGUAUAUGGUUGAGGACGAUCUCAUGUAGCGUGA
Messenger RNA from Fimicolochytrium jonesii, 1277 nucleotides. Its product is annotated as Metallo-dependent phosphatase-like protein. The record is from RefSeq and is a predicted model, not a curated record. Lineage: Eukaryota; Fungi; Chytridiomycota; Chytridiomycetes; Spizellomycetales; Powellomycetaceae. The transcript is spliced from 5 exons. The coding region runs from base 106 to 1212 and encodes 368 amino acids. Gene Ontology annotation, molecular function: hydrolase activity.